UAAACACAGUUGGGAAAUCCUCAUUCUUGGGGAAUGACAUUGUUUCCUUAUCUGGCCGAAUUCGGUCUGAGAAGGAGGACGGUUUUGCUUUCCAAUUGAGGGCAGAGCUCCACCCUCAGCCACGACAGCCACAGCUGCUCUGCCAAUAAAUAAGGCGAAGCCUUUCCCUGCUUUGUUUACCUCCAACAUGGAUGCUUUCAACGGGAUUUUAAAGUUCCUCCUGCACCAGAAAACGGUGAUCGGCUACAGCUUCAUGGCCCUGCUGACCCUGGGGAGCGAGCGUCUCUUCUCCCUCGUGGCCUUCAGGUGCCCCUGCAGCAGCCAGAACACGGUCUACGGGCUGGUCUUCCUCUUCGCUCCCGCCUGGGUCCUCCUCAUCCUGGGCUUCUUCCUGAACAGCAGGUCCUGGCGGCUCUUCACCGGCUGCUGCGUGAACCCCAGGAAAAUCUUCCCCCGCGGCCACGGCCGCCGCUUCUUCCACGUCCUGGGCCAGAUCACGCUGAGCUCCCUGGUGGCGCCCACGAUGUGGCUGUCUGUGGCUUUGCUCAACGGCACCUUCUAUGAAUGUGCCAUGAGCGGGACCAAAAGUGCAGGUCUCCUGGGGCUGAUCUGCAAGGACAAGCCCAAGGAGUGCUGGGCAGAGCUUCACAAAGUGUCCUGUGGCAAGACCAGCAUGCCAGCUAUGGACAGCGAAGAGCUGAAGCUGUCCCUGCAGGCCCAGUCUCAGAUUCUAGGAUGGUGCCUGAUUUGUUCAGCAUCUUUGUUCUCUCUGCUCACCACUUGUUGUGCUCGCUGCCGAUCUAAAGUUAGCUACCUUCAGCUGAAUUUUUGGAAGACAUAUGCACAAAAGGAGAAGGAGCAGUUGGAAAAUGCAUUCGUGGACUACGCCAGCAAGCUGAGUGAGAGAAAUCUGAAAAGCUUCUUUGAAAACAAGAGGCCAGAGGUCUUCCCCAUGCCUACUUUUGCUGCCUGGGAGGCUGCUUCAGAGCUGCAUUGUUUCCACCAAAGCCAGCAACACUAUAGCACCCUGCACAGGGUGGUGGAGGGGCGCCCAGAACUUAACCCCGAGGAAGAUGAGACCACAAUAGUCCUUGUGGGUAGCGCCCAUGAUGCGUAGUUCACCCACCAUCGCUGACGUAUGGUGUCCAGGGGUUCACUCCUUAUAACAUCUUGUUACUGCAUCAGCCACAACCUGUGAAUAUCUGUGUUUUCUCACAUGCCGUGUUUCUUUAUAAGACAACAAGGCUGAGGGAAGCAGCUUUGCAGCUCCCAAGUGCAGACAGUGUUAGGACGUGCUCAAACUGCUGCUGAGUGACUGGUCAAGGAUGGCGAGAAAGAUGGUCUUGCUUUGGGUGGGGAUUGGGUUCAGAACCUUCAAGUUUAAGAUUUUAUGGAUUCAGCAGCAAGAUGCAUGCAAGAAGCUCAUGGUAUCUGGGGAAGAAGUGGUGAGUUGUGAGUGAGACGGGUACUCUUAAUGGACUACUGUACACAGUGGGAUCUGCAGUGUAGUCAGCAAAAUCCUCAUCCUAUAAAUCUAUCCUGCUACCCUUUAAGGAUGUAUAAAAUUCUUCCAUCUGAAAUUCAUUUCCUCAGAAUCUGAAGACAUCAGUUCUCAAAAGUAAUAUAUUGAAUGGAUAGAAUGCCUAAAAUUCUGACCUUCUCACAUGUUUCCAGCAUACAAUGAAAAUAUGUCCAGCAAGCAGGGCUGUUGAGGGCUCUAAGUACUUUUGCCUUCAUGGACUCCUUUCUACAUUAAAAAUACACAGUCACACACACAUAUUCAUGACUGUAUUCAUAUAAGAGAAAAUAUAUAAAUGUUAUGUAUUAAAAUGUUUUUCAACCCAAAAGUU
Pipistrellus kuhlii (Kuhl's pipistrelle) is the source of this 1850-nucleotide messenger RNA. It is a transcript of the gene CALHM5, whose product is annotated as calcium homeostasis modulator family member 5. Gene Ontology annotation, molecular function: monoatomic cation channel activity. Bases 188 to 1117 code for a protein of 309 amino acids. The transcript is spliced from 2 exons. NCBI's taxonomy places the organism in Eukaryota, Metazoa, Chordata, Mammalia, Chiroptera, Vespertilionidae. The record is from RefSeq and is a predicted model, not a curated record.